GCUAAGCGUCAACAUAUUAGGAUGUAGGACUCUUACUGCUAACUCUUGGGCAUGUGCCUUCGUCUCGAUUCGGCGUUGCCAUUUAUUCCCGUGUUUGUGAUUAACCUGAAAAUAAAGUAACGCAUGGCUGGAAAUGGCUGCGACAGGGAUAGGAUUUGGAGCUUUCAGAAACGCGAGUACUGGGAUGGCAGAUAUAAGCAACGUUUAGACGGCAAUACUGACUUUAACGAAAGCACUUUUGACUGGCUUUGCACAUACGAUGCUGUGCGUGACUUCAUCGACCGGCACAUUGCUGGAGCAACGUUUGCGCUGGACAUAGGAUGCGGCAACGCGGAUUUUGCAGCGGCGGUUUGCGCUGCUCACCCCCACAUGUUCAUAACAGGCAUCGACUAUAGUCCCAUGUUGUUUGACUUAUGCACGAGCUCCAUCCGACCACGCGGUGGAUGGAUGCUGAUGGACGCCUGCGCACUUGCUUUCCGAGCGGGAAGCUUCGACGUCGUGUUGGAUAAGGGCUGCCUAGACGCCCUUUGUGCCGGUUACGACCAGCUCGCUGUGCUACGAGGCUGGGGCCGCGAUAUUACCGAGCAAGAGGUGGCCCUGGAGUCAGCGGCCGUAUCCAAAGUUGCGCAGCUGCUACGUGAGGUGGACCGCUGCCUUGCACCCGGCGGCAGGUACAUUUGCAUCAGCUACGAGGGGCCAGCCGGCCGUCAGCGCUUCUUCUCCGGCGCAGCUGCCUCGCCUCUCUCCCUGGAGCUGGUUGAGAGCUGUGUGGAGGAGGCCAGCCACAACUAUGUGUACGUGUUCAAGAAGAGAAGGGGCGUGGCAGCUCGGGCAGCCGGGCGGGGAGUUGCUUGUUAGCUCGUUAGCUGCCAGACGAGCGCGCAGACCUGCCUGCUGGGAUAGGUGGCAGGUGGCGAUGGGGGAAAACGAUAUGCGAAGUGAUGCAGGAUGUCACAUGUCCGAGGGGCAGGAGGCCAUGGGUGGCAGGUGGGCGCUGGCGAGGUGGGAGGUAAAGAGGAAAUAACUAACUGACCGUGUGAUAAGGCAGUGAGUGAGGAGCAACAGCUCGGAGGCACGCUGCAUGUGAGCAUGUGGUCCAGCGGGUGGUGGUGGGUGCAGGGGGCGCAGAUGCAUGGACCCAAUAUGACCCCGACCCAACUGCGAGGGUGGACUCGGAGAACUGCUCGAACGUGUGCCUGUGGCUGCUCAUGUGCAGCGCUGCUCGUGGUGCUGUAGGGUGGUAACGAUGUGGAAAGGAUGUGCUAAGACGCGAACGUGCGCCGUACAAAUAUGCUAAGCUGUAUACCUGGGCGGUGGCCUUGCCAAAUGUGCAAACUGGCAAAAUGGUCGGAAGUCCCUGCAGGGGGGCUAUAGGCAGGAUGGCUGUAGCGUGAUUCAUAUGGUGGGACGACGGGGGUGCUGUUGGUGCUUAGGUGUGUGAUGAGCCUGAGGAGGUGUUCAUGGUCUUCUGUUGAGGUUGCUGCUUGCUAACGUUGACAG
Messenger RNA from Astrephomene gubernaculifera, 1500 nucleotides. The record is from the annotation of a GenBank genome assembly. Lineage: Eukaryota; Viridiplantae; Chlorophyta; Chlorophyceae; Chlamydomonadales; Astrephomenaceae.